AUGGCACCUCCGAGCGGAGCGGCCUCCUACAAGAAGAAAGAUGGGAGUCUGACUCUAACUGACGACGAGGGGACACUAGUCUGGUCCCCAGUUGACGCCAAUGCCCCAUCCCUCAAGAUCUCAGUGAUCAGUAUCACCAAUCUACAGCAAACGCCAGUUUCGAAUCCAAAAGUCAUGUUGAAAGUCUUUGCUCUUCCACCGAAUGCGCCCCCGAACAGCGACUCGAUUGCAUAUACCUUUUUGUUUACUGCUGCUACUGGUGCACGUGCCCAGGCCGAUGCUUUUAAGGAUGUUCUUGGUGCGAAGGUCAAUGCGGCAAAGACGGGGACACCUUCUCAGACAUCAACGCCUGUACCUGCUGCUGGAGGGGGAGGGGGAGCGGUAUCGGCGAUGGCGAUUGCGAACGCUAUUUCAACUGCUGGGUCGUCGAAAAAUCCCUGGGAUGACGAUAAUCGGCUCAAGGGAGAUGUGGAGCUUCAACAGUCGCUAUUGAAGGCCGAUUCUACAUUACAAAAAAUGUUUAUGGAGUCAUUACAUACCAAACCAGACACUUUAAGCUCCGGCCAGUUUGUGUCGCAGUUCUGGUCUACUCGACUGCAUCUUCUGCGAGCUCAUGCUAUUGAGCGCGCCCAGACACGUGGUUCUUACAACGUUCUUUCCUCGCUAAAGCCACGCGUGGAAGAUAACGUGACACGAUUGAACAUCAGCAAAGAACAAAUUCAACUCAUCUUUUCGCAGCACCCGCUCGUCAAAAAUGUAUAUGAUGAAAAUGUGCCUAAGCUGACCGAAGCGCAAUUCUGGUCCCGGUUUUUCCAGAGUAGAUUGUUCAAAAAGCUGCGUGGAGAACGUAUCUCCGAAGCGGAUGCCACAGACGGCGUGCUGGACAAGUAUCUGCGGGAAGAGCCCACCCAUGUGGAUCGCGAUGCCAAUAUCCCCCAUUUCCUGGAUCUCGCUGGUAAUGAAGAACAUCACAGUCAACGCCGUGGAAACCGGCCAGAUCUUGAUAUGCGUCCUUCUGGUGUCGAUAAAGUGCCUAUCAUCCGUACCUUGAAUAACCUCAGUGAGAAGAUCAUGGCCAAUGUGGCCCCAGCAGACGGCGACAUCAGUGCUCCCAUUGGAAUGAACGAAGAGGCCUGGGCAAAGUUACAACUGCAGGAUCUCCGGGGAGACGAGGAGCAGGCUCACAUUACCCUCAACAUCCGCGACCAAAACCGAUUCUUUUCCGCAGCCAAGGAUGAAAAUGAGAAUGAUACCUUCGCAAAACAAAAUCCCGACCAAGUUCUACAACUUCUUCGCAAUGAAGUCGCACAGAAUCUGCUCCUUGGUGGCGCCACGCCCCUCCAAAAAUUAGUUGACCCUGCCGAUGACGAAGACGAGGAAAUGGAAGAUGCACCCGCCAGUCGACGGCCAGUCGGCUCAUCAGCUGCUCUACAUGAUGCAUUUAGACAAAUUCUCAGUGCUAUUCGUGAACAACGCGAUCGAAUGAACGAGGGCUCAACGUCAGAAACCUACGGACUCUCACCGGCUCUCUACGAUCGUCUCACGCUAACUCACGCGACUUCGACGGAGUUCUUACACCAAUUCUGGCAGGCAUUUCUAUCCGGUGACCCCGAUCGUGCAGGUGAAGCCAAAUCUCUAUCGGAAUCAUUGCUUCGCGCCAUGGAUAGAAUCAAGGCCGUCUCAGAUUCAGCGGAAGCAGAGCGCCAGGUUGAGGUUGAUCGGGUGAAGCAACAUGCACGAGAUAUGUAUGAGCGUACCGGACGCAAGUUACGACCGAAUCUAGAAAGCAUUGAAGGUGGCUCAAAAGUUGUUAAUCAAUUGCUUGGUCCUACAAUGCAUGCGUUGGAACUGGCAUCGAAACGAUUCCAGACUGCAUGGGCAGAGGAAACGCAGGAGGCAGCCGCUUUGGCUGUUUAA
Molecule: messenger RNA, 1917 nt
Organism: Penicillium angulare
Lineage: Eukaryota; Fungi; Ascomycota; Eurotiomycetes; Eurotiales; Aspergillaceae
Product: TFIIH subunit TFB1 family protein
Exons: 2
Coding region: 1-1917 (638 amino acids)
Biological process (GO): transcription by RNA polymerase II; transcription by RNA polymerase I; nucleotide-excision repair
Cellular component (GO): transcription factor TFIIH core complex; transcription factor TFIIH holo complex
Source: RefSeq, a predicted model, not a curated record